This is a messenger RNA of Cutaneotrichosporon cavernicola, 426 nucleotides long. RefSeq lists its product as uncharacterized. Lineage: Eukaryota; Fungi; Basidiomycota; Tremellomycetes; Trichosporonales; Trichosporonaceae. The record is from RefSeq and is a predicted model, not a curated record. The coding region runs from base 1 to 426 and encodes 141 amino acids. The transcript has 2 exons.
AUGGCCAACUGCACCUUCUGCAUCAUCACCGCGUCCCUCACCGAGGCCCAAACCGAGUUCCACGCCGCGGUCGCCAGCUUGGCCCGUUUCGACCAGGAAUGCGUCACAGCCAUCCAGAGGCGCCACUGGCACCGCGAGGACCUUGCCGAGCUCCGUGCAAAGUACUUUGCUAGCUUUAUUGACUAUGUCGAGUCCAAGGAGUCAGACAAGAUCCAGACCAAGAUCAACUCUCUUGAAACUAGGCUCAACGCCGACAAGGAGGAGAUCCGCAAGACUGAGGGAUACGCGACGACCGCCAUCAAGGCCGUGUACGGCCUGCGUAACAAGAUCUACAACAUCCGCAAAGACCUCAUCAAGUGCAAGGGAUGCACUUGCCUCGUCAAGAGCAUCAUCAAGGGAAAGCCUAGCCGCCAGGCUCCAUCGUAA